Messenger RNA from Pistacia vera, 2822 nucleotides. Its product is annotated as beta-galactosidase 13-like. Gene Ontology annotation, molecular function: carbohydrate binding; beta-galactosidase activity. Gene Ontology annotation, biological process: carbohydrate metabolic process. The transcript has 20 exons. The coding region runs from base 1 to 2472 and encodes 823 amino acids. The record is from RefSeq and is a predicted model, not a curated record. Gene Ontology annotation, cellular component: cell wall; vacuole. NCBI's taxonomy places the organism in Eukaryota, Viridiplantae, Streptophyta, Magnoliopsida, Sapindales, Anacardiaceae.
AUGUCAGCUGCUCAGAUUCUGGUGCCUCUACUGGGACUGUUUGUUUUCUUGGUUUUUUCGGGUAUUGCUGAUGGAAGGAGUCAUAAAAAAGGUGUAACUUACGAUGGGAGAUCAUUGAUCAUUAAUGGGAACAGGGAGCUUCUCUUCUCAGGUUCUGUCCACUAUCCCAGGAUGCCUCCUGAGAUGUGGUGGGAUAUUAUCAAUAAAGCCAAAGAUGGAGGAUUGAAUGUGAUUCAGACUUACGUCUUUUGGAGUCUUCAUGAACCAGUCCAGGGCCAGUACAAUUUUGAAGGGAAUUGUAAUCUUACCAAAUUCAUUAAGACGAUUGGUGAUAAUGGUAUGUAUGCAACACUUAGGGUCGGGCCAUUCAUUGAAGCUGAAUGGAAUUAUGGUGGACUUCCAUUUUGGUUGAGAGAUAUUCCAAAUAUUACAUUCCGCUCUGAUAAUCUACCUUUCAAGUACCACAUGAAAAAGUUCACCAAAAAGAUCAUACAAAUGAUGAAGGAUGAGAAGCUAUUUGCCUCUCAGGGAGGUCCAAUCAUUUUAUCCCAGAUUGAAAAUGAAUACGCUGAAACUGAAAUUACGUACAAAGAAUUAGGAACUCGAUACGUCCAAUGGGCAGGAACAAUGGCGGUAGGGCUACAUACUGGAGUCCCUUGGAUAAUGUGCAAGCAAAAGGAUGCCCCAGAUCCUAUAAUCAAUACGUGCAAUGGGAGAAACUGUGGAGAUACUUUUUCUGGCACCAAUAAACCAAACAAGCCUGUUUUAUGGACACAGAAUUGGACUUCUCAGUUUGGAAUAUAUGGGGACCCUCCAUCUCACAGGAGAGCUGAAGAUAUCGCAUACUCAAUUGCUCGCUUCUUCUCAAAGAAUGGUACUCUUGCCAACUAUUAUAUGUAUUAUGGUGGAACAAAUUAUGGAAGAUCAGGUUCAUCUUUUGUAACAGCUCGAUACUAUGAUGAAGCUCCCAUUGAUGAAUAUGGCUUGCUGAGGGAACCUAAAUGGGGUCACCUUCGAGACUUGCAUUCUGCUUUGAAGAAGUGUGAGAAAGCUUUGCUUUGGGGGACACCCUCUGUUGAGAAUUUGGGUGAAUAUAUGGAGGCUCAUAUCUAUGAAGAUAUUAAAUCUAAAACUUGUGCUGCAUUCUUGAGUAACAACAACUCCAGGAUACCGGCAAUUGUAAAUUUCAGAGGCGCCAAAUAUUACCUGCCCCAACAUUCUAUUAGCAUCCUAGCUGAUUGCAAAACUGUCGCCUAUAAUACUCAAACGAUUGUUGCACAACACAGUUCAAGAAACUACCAGAAAUCAGAAAUAGGUAACAAGGAUCUCAACUGGGAGAUGUCCCACGAACAUAUUCCAACCCUUGAUAAUUCUUCAAUCAAAUCAGUUAAUCCUUUGGGACAUUGGUCGGUGACCAAGGAAACUACAGACUACUUAUGGUACACUACAAGAAUUGAACUGGAUCGGGCUGCCUUACCUUUCCGGAAAAAUUUACUCCCAGUUAUUCAGAUUUCAAGUCUUGGCCAUUUGUUGCAUGCGUUUGUAAAUGGAGAAUAUAUAGGAUCUGGACAUGGGAACAACAUAAAGAAGAGCUUUGUCUUUGAGAAACCAAUAAUCUUGAAGCCUGGAACUAAUCAUAUAUCCCUUUUGGGUGCAACAGUUGGUCUUCCAGAUCAUGGAAUCUACUUGGAGCGAAGGUAUGCUGGAGUUCUUACUGUAGCAAUAGAAGGUCUUAACAUUGGAACUAUUGAUGUUUCGGACAAUGGAUGGGGUAAUAAGAUAGGUUUGGAUGGUGAAAAACUUGAGGUUUUCACACAGAGUGGUUCACACAGGGUAAAUUGGACUAAACCUACGGGAAAAGGAGGACCCCUUACAUGGUAUAAGGCUUAUUUCGAUUGCCCGGAAGGAAAUGAACCUCUUGCAAUUAACCUAGCAACCAUGUCUAAAGGCAUGGUGUGGAUCAAUGGUAAGAGCAUCGGUCGUUACUGGGUAUCUUACCUUACUCCUUUAGGAAAUCCUUCCCAGGAAGUAUACCAUAUCCCCAGAGCUUUCUUGAACCCAACUGACAAUCUUCUGGUAAUCUUCGAGGAAAUCGAAGGAUAUAUAGAUGGUGUUCAAAUCCUAACUGUCAACAGGAACACAAUCUGUAGCUAUAUCACUGAAAACUAUUUAGACAAUGUGCACACUGCAGCGGAUGAUGCCAAAAGAUCAGCUACCUUGAGCUGCCCCGACAGCAAACGUAUUCUCAAUGUUGAAUUCGCAAGCUAUGGUAACCCAUUUGGCACUUGCGGAAAUUACUUUCUUGGAAACUGCAGUUCACCAGUUAGCAAGAAAUUUGUUGAAAAGCAAUGCUUGGGAAAAAGCAGGUGUGAUGUACCGUUUGACAAGAAAAUUUUCGACAGGGAUGGAGAUCUUUGUCCGAAUAUUCCCAAAUAUCUUGCCAUCCAAGCUGUAUGUGGUGAGAAGAAAUAGUGUCCAGUGACAGAGUACAAGUUUUGGACAGGACAGCAGAAGUGAUGAGAUCUUCUUGUGAAGGCUUUCUGCAACCGUCCUGUGGACUUGAGCUGCCUUUAAUCAAGUUGAAUUGAAUGAUCAAAAUCAAGUAUAAGGGCUAUCCAUAUUCAUCAAUAGUCAUUUUUGUUUCCCUUCUAGAGUGAUGUAUUAAGAGAAUUGUUACUAUUUUGCUGAUUUACACUGUAGUAGUGUGUUUCCUCUGAAAGGAUAUGAACAUGGAGAGGUCCUUUUUCUCGCAAUUCAUCUUCGCAUUGCUGGUAGAUCCAGGCAUUGGGUUCAGAAAAUCUCUAGUCUCUGUAUUUGGAGCA